Molecule: messenger RNA, 1465 nt
Organism: Hyla sarda
Lineage: Eukaryota; Metazoa; Chordata; Amphibia; Anura; Hylidae
Gene: PHOSPHO2
Product: phosphatase, orphan 2
Exons: 2
Coding region: 162-878 (238 amino acids)
Molecular function (GO): phosphatase activity
Source: RefSeq, a predicted model, not a curated record
GGCCUGUGACGUCAUUGACACCAGCUCCCUCAUCAAAGAUGUCCGACCGUCUGCUGCUACUGACGUAAUCGUCACCUUUGACCGAGGAUCCGACGCUGAAGUGGCGCUGGUUGUGUCCGGCUUCUGCAAUUCGGAAGGGUAAAAUCUACCAUCCUACAAGCAUGAAGGUUCUCCUGGUGUUUGACUUUGACCACACUAUUGUGAAUGACAACAGUGACACAUGGAUUGUCCAAUGUGCUCCGGAUAAAAAGCUCCCGAACGUCUUAGAAAAUUCUUACGAGAAAGGGAAAUGGACAGAGUACAUGGGUAGGAUUUUCACCUACCUUGGAGAACAGGGAAUCCGCGAGGAUGAUAUGAAGAGAAUCAUGAUUGCUAUACCCUAUACCCCUGGGAUGACCGAGCUCCUUCAUUUUAUUGGCCAAAACAAAGAUCAAUUUGAUUGUAUCAUCAUCUCCGACUCCAAUACAAUCUUCAUCGACUGGAUUCUCACCCAUGCCAACGUGAACAACGUUUUCGACCAGGUGUUCACAAACCCUGCAACCUUCGACCGCUUUGGGAACCUCACAGUGCAGAAUUUCCACGUCCACCACUGUGCAGCCUGUCCCAAGAACCUGUGCAAGAGAAAAGUGUUGCAAGAAUUUGUGUCCAAGCAGACAGCAAAUGGAGUGAGCUAUUCCAAAAUAGUUUAUAUUGGCGAUGGAAGCAAUGACCUCUGCCCUGUGACGUUCCUUAAGAAAGGUGAUAUUGCAAUGCCCAGGGAGGGCUACACCUUACAGAAAAGAAUUGCCAAGGAGAUUGAUCUUAUCGAUUCAUCCAUAAGUGUGUGGUCUACUGGAGCCGAGAUAUUGUCUCACCUCAAGCACUUACUGGAAGAAUAAGCUUCUGUCUUGACAUGAGAAUGGAUGCUAAGACCCCGCAUUACAGAUCAUAUCUACGAUAUAGUCUAUAGUAGGUGGCGUCUUAUCCUGCAUUUUGUCAAGUUCGUUAAUAAGCGCACAAUCGGUAUAUUUACCCUGAAUGUCAAUAAAUAUGUCUCCUAAUAAUUUUGCACAUUAGAUGGUUGGUGGAACUGUGGUUCUGUUCCAGUGUGUUCUUCAUUUGGUUCAGCAUCCCAUGUACUGCAGUGAUUCUCACCAUGGUUCCUCAAGCCAAACAACCAAUGGAUAUUCGUGGUUCCUACCUUUUCAUUCUCAAACAGUCCCAAGAGCAGAUCUUGUUUUCAAGAUAUCCUUAAUACUGCACAGGUGAUAUGAGGAUUCUAUGUGCAGGAAUUACCACAGGUGAUCAAUUAAUGGGAUAUCCUCAAGCCUGACCUGUUGGCUAGUACUUAAAUCUGACCUAUCUGGAAGAAGCUGUAAGCAGUUCUCUAUUUCAUUCUUUUAUUCAUGUUGACAUCAUAAUUUGACUGGAUGAUGGAGCAUAUUCUGAGAUAAAGUUUUUUGCAUCAGGAUAAUACAUUGUGAUA